GAACGACAAUAAAAUCGCGUGCCUGGUUUGUCAUGGGUGAUUUUCGCGGGGAGGCCAAAGUAUUAAUUCAAACGACCCUCGAUGUCACGCUUGAAUAUAUACGCCAUUUGAAGAGUUGCAUCCACGCGACAUAGCUGACCUCUCAUGCCUUAGCACGAGUCCUUGUUCGUUGUCGUAGUCACGAAGCUGGACUCGCGUAGGCAUGUCACAAAGGACGACCGGCAGCUGUUUGGAGCAGUUUCGAAAAUUGAGUACUCUGCACAUCACUUAUCUCAAGUACAUUGGCUUAUGGGCUCUUGACUCCGAUUCGUCCACGCUGUUGAAAUGUUUAUAUUUUGCGUAUAACAAAUUUAUUCUGAUAAUCAUGCUCGUCUUCAUGGUGACUCUGCUGGCUGAUAUUUGUUCGAGCUUCGACGAUCUGUCGAUCGUUACGGACGACGGAUGCAUCUUCGCCGGGAUCGUCGUCGUGUUCUUUAAAGUGAUGAUCUUCCAAAUACGCCGUGAGGAGAUCGUGCGAUUGCUCCGCGAGACUAUCGACGGCUGCGAUCAACUCUGCAAAUUUCCCGUUGGCGGCGAGGACAAAAUUCUGGGCAAGUAUCUGCUGCUAUGUCGAGUAACUUUUUACGGAUUCAGCACUCUGGCCUUUUUUCUCGUGAUCGCACUACUCUUUCUCGUGCCCGUAGAGGACGGCCAACUUCCGGUCAGGGCACGAUAUCCCUUCGAUACGACCAAGUACCCGUGGCACAUGAUUGGCUUCUUCGUCGAGGCCUGCACUAUCUCCGUCGGCCUGACGGCCAUCAUCGGGAUGGACAGUCUGCAUACCAAUCUUUGCAAUCUGUUUCUCGUGCAACUCGGAAUCUUGAGCGAGCAUUUCGAGAGCUGUGGCAACGGUAUCGACGAGCGGGACGAUUUAGAUGCUCGUUACGAGAUAUCUUUUACGGUUGAGAAAAGGAAUAAUCGUGAAAAAGAUAAUUACGAUCCGGACGGGAUUCGUCGCGGCGGCGACGGCUUCAUCAAGCAGUUUAGGAGAUCUAUCCGCAAUCAUAAACGUCUGCUCGCUAUAAUAGACGACUUCAACAAGGUCUUCAGCGCUGGCAUGUUCGUUCAGAUGCUCUCGAGCACCUCGAUGAUUUGCUUAACCGGCUUCCAAGCCGCUUUGGUCGUGGGCCAGAGCUCCAACAUCUAUAAGUUUGCGAUAUACUUGGCGGCGGCCGUCUCGCAGCUCUUCUACAUCUGUUGGGUAGGGAACGAAGUGAUGUACCAGAGUGCGUCGCUGACGCAAAGUCAAUGGCUCUCGGGAUGGAGUGAUGAACUUUCCGUCAAGACCGGACGUCUGAUAAAUCUAUCCAUGAUAUUUUCAAAAAGAACGUUAAAUCUGAAAGCGGGUGUCUUCUACGUUUUAUCUAUGGAAACGUUUAUCGCGAUCCUGCGGGGCUCGUAUUCCUUUUUUACUCUGCUGAGUACCAUGCAGUCGGAAGGCGAUUAGUGAAUCUGACAAUUUCCCAGCUCUAGUUAUUGCGUAGCGUAACUUCUGAAGUCGAGCACAGGUAUAUUGGAGCAACACAUCUAAAAAUCGGCUACAACACAUGCAAUAUUGCUGAUCCGGAACAAAGUGAGUUUUAUCAUUACCAGUAUUAUUACCAGGCUAGUACAAAGCUAUUGCAAAGCUAGUACAAAAUAUAAUAAAUAUUUUAUCCAAAUUUCGUUAAAUGAAGUUAUUGGAAUAAGAGAAAAUAUAAGAGAAAAUUGAUAUUCACGUGAAUGUAACUGCAAGCUGUAAAUAUUUAGAAUUAGAAAUUUUAGAAAUAAUUAUAAAAAUUGUUAUAUAAUCUUACAAUUAUGUAAUACUGUGGAAAAAUAUAUCAAUCAAAAUAAAAUUUGGUUGAUAUAUUUUUAAUUUUAAAUAUUUAUUUGGCUUAU
Molecule: messenger RNA, 1920 nt
Organism: Cataglyphis hispanica
Lineage: Eukaryota; Metazoa; Arthropoda; Insecta; Hymenoptera; Formicidae
Product: odorant receptor 13a-like
Exons: 6
Coding region: 203-1486 (427 amino acids)
Biological process (GO): detection of chemical stimulus involved in sensory perception of smell; sensory perception of smell
Cellular component (GO): plasma membrane
Molecular function (GO): olfactory receptor activity; odorant binding
Source: RefSeq, a predicted model, not a curated record